Messenger RNA from Platichthys flesus (European flounder), 3474 nucleotides. Its product is annotated as tyrosine kinase receptor Cad96Ca. Bases 229 to 1554 code for a protein of 441 amino acids. The transcript is spliced from 12 exons. Gene Ontology annotation, cellular component: signaling receptor complex. Gene Ontology annotation, molecular function: transmembrane receptor protein tyrosine kinase activity; ATP binding. Gene Ontology annotation, biological process: positive regulation of kinase activity; multicellular organism development; cell surface receptor protein tyrosine kinase signaling pathway. Lineage: Eukaryota; Metazoa; Chordata; Actinopteri; Pleuronectiformes; Pleuronectidae. The record is from RefSeq and is a predicted model, not a curated record.
AGACAGGGUUAGCACAAGACCACGUUGAGUUGUGGAGCACACUAAACAGGACAGACCCAGACGGACUGCUCCAGCUCCACUGUCGUCCCAGUCAGUUUAAGGAUGAUCUGGUGUUCAGGUAACCACAGCAUUUCUUUGGCUCACUGAUGGUAUUUUAAUACCACGAUCACCAUCUUCCAGUGUGACGACUCGUGUCUGAGACAAAGUCCCCCUCAGUGAGCAGACCAUAUGAUGGAUGGUAAUAAGACCAGUGAAGAGAUAGGCUCGAAUCCGCCCUCAGACUUUACAGGUUUGGGGAUGGACAAGGUUGUCUACUUCCUCGCGGGGGCCCUCUCCUUCACCGUCCUCACGUUCACACUGCUGGGCAUCCUGUGUAUCAGAAAAUAUCGUUCUUUGGUUCGUACCAUUAGAGAGCUGGAGCUGAGCAAGUCGGCGCUUCGCCCUGUACCUCGGCUAGAGGCUCCCGUCAGGCCCGUGAGGCAGCAUUCUGCAGCGGAGGAGGAAGAGGAGGAGCUUCCUCUCCGAGCUUCCCUGCAGCACAGCAGCACAGUCAGGGCCUCGUCCAGGGGGCUGUGGAGAGUCCGGCCACAGGUUCCUCGGUUCACUAAGGCAGAUCUGAACCUGCUGCAGCUGAUCAAAUCAGGAAAGGAGGGCGCCUUCUACCAGGCCAGGAUGACCAGAGGGACGUGUAAAGGCCACAACAUGUUCACAUGCAAGAUCAGCAAGGAAGGUGUCCGUUCUAAGCAUGUGGACAUAGAGGUUUCCAUCAUGAGGAAACUGGUGCAUCACAAGAACAUCCUGCAGUUACUGGACUGGAGCAACACUGAGGAUCCUUACAUUCUGAUCAUGGAGUAUGUGAGCUAUGGCACUCUGAAGACCUUCCUGCAGAGCAACAGAAGCCAUCUGAGUGCAGAUCCUGAGCUGCAGAGCCUCCUCACCAUCGCCUCUUACCACAUCGCUCUAGCUAUGAACCACUUGCGCUCCAAAAUGAUUGUGCACUGUGAUUUGGCUCUGAGGAAUAUCAUGGUCAAUAAGUUUCCUUGGGAGGUGAAAGUGGCAGAGUUCGGCCUUGCCCGAGAUUUGUCACGCAUUACAAGUCGCCAUGGCAGCCGCUGGAGAAACCCUCGGCAGCCAGUGCCGCUGCGCUGGUACCCACCUGAAUACUUCAAGAACAACUACUACAGCUUCAAGGGAGAUGUGUGGGCCUUUGGCAUCGUGCUGUGGGAGAUGCAGACAUUUGGUACAUUACCAUACCCUGACCUGGAGUCAUCAGAGGCAGUGGUGUACCACAUCUGUCUUGGUCAAAAAAACACAAACCCUCAAGGCUGCAGACCAGAGAUACUUCAUAUCAUGCAGGACUGCUGGCGGGAGCCAUACACACUGAGACCCUCAUUCACAGACAUUGUCGACAUGCUGGAGAACAUCCUGGAAAAUGAUGCAGAUUAUGUGGACAUCGCGAGCCCAGGGCUUCUGGUUACAGACGAGGCUGAAUAUCAUGACUCUAAAUAUCUACGAGCAGCAAGCGUCACCUUGGAGGACGAAAACCACAUCUAAAUAGAUUAACUGCUAAAUCAGAUCCAGCAGUUUACUUUACAUUUCAAAUCAAUGCACCCUGUUUAGACUGCAUCUGGUUUGGCGCAGCUUUUCAAGUGAUGUUUCAAAUUGGGCAACUGUUCGAUGAUCACACAUGAACAACCCAUCAAAAAUAAAACAGCAAAAAUAGAUGCAGCAGGAAAGUGAAUAAUAUUGCUUGGACGGUAAAUGUAAUGCCAUUUCAUAGGCUGAUUUGUCAAAAAAAAAAAGUUAUACCAUGCCUCUACUUUUUAACCUUGAUCCAAGUCAUUUGAUGUGUUGUUCAUAUUCUGUUUUGACACAAGUACAACAGUUUUAGUUUGACAAAAGGGAUUUCUCUCUGAGGAUGGACAGAGGUUUGUUCAUGUUUCGACGUGGACAAACAGCAGCACGCUGAAUGGCUCCAUCCUGGAUUCAGUUCGGUGAAGAAGAUAUGUAGACUUUUGCUGCUUUGGAGUUUGUGUUUGACCAGUCGUGAAGAAACAUAUUGCCACCGUCUGCUCAUUUGUAAUUUCUAAGUCGUUCUAUGUAAAAACUUUUCUUUUGCAUGAUUUUUUUUCCACAUAAUAAGCACAAGGAGCUGUCAUAACUAACAGCUCUCACUGGAACCCUCUCCUUGAGCCUCUCCUGGAGCUGGCUUUUCUGUCUUUUGUGGCAAAAUUAUUAUAAUAUAUAUUAUGAUUUUUCUAUCUUUGAGCCCAAAUGUUUCAAACAAACUAAAUAUAGGCUGCCUGACAAAUGGGGGGUUUUCAGCCUCAUCUGUGACUGAUUGGAAAUGAAACACAGAAAGACAUCAGACUCUCAUCCUCUCGCUGACUGUCCCAUAUGCAUGUUUCAUACGUUCAGAGAACCAAUUACUGAUCUUGAAGGUCAGAUAACACAUUUAUAAUGAAUGAACACAGUUACUUUUGUUUUUUUUUCAAUCAGACCCCCUUUUUGAAGGAGGAUCUGAAGAUAUAUUACGAGUAAAAAUCUUGGUAUUGAAGGAACUCUGUAAGCCAUGGGUGGUGAUUCACUGUGUUGAGAGGUUCAGUGCUUUUCAAAUACAGAAAGCAGAGUACAUCAAUGUGCAGACCAUGGACCGGCCCUGGGAAUGUUGGCGCCCUAGGCGAGAUUUCAAAUUGGCGCCCCCCCCAACAUACACACGCAAACUGUCAUGCAUCCCAAAGAACGUUUGGACUGUAUACAGAUGCACACACAGGCAGACAAAUUUGUAAGCUAUAAAUAAACAAUAAAAAUAUAUAAUAAAAAAUAUCAAAAGAGUCCUGUACUGAUAGCAUAUCAUGUCAUGUCGACCCAAAUAAACAUUAAUGAUGUCCACAAUCGGGGUGAUUCUUACCCCUAUAUUGUUCUUUCUUCUCCUCCUCUACUUUGCGGUGCUUUCUGUACUGUGCACCUGAUAAUUUGAUCAUUUUUUGACUCAUCUUUGACUCUAACUGCAGUCUUGCCGCAGCGUGUACGUCAGGGACACACCUGUUCACACAGGGAGCUAUCCAGGAGGAUGUUUUAGAUGCUUGCCUACAGUUGGUACAUGUGCACAAGUGAUAGGAAUCCGAAGCUUUUUUUCAAGACAUAGCACACCUACACUUUGACAAGUGCAUGUUUUUUUAAACUAUUUCCGAUAAUUGAAUGUCUAAUGAUGCAUGUUGAAAUUAUUUAAUUCUUUGCUUUGGGUUUUUAAGCUAUGUUAGCAUUAAGGUGUAAACAGAGACAGUUUCUCUGUUAGAGCAGGAAAUUCUCUUCUAAUAUUAAUGGUUUAUCUACAUUCUUCUAAUAGACCUGUAGUUUAUCUACUUGACGGUUUCUGUUGUAAGAGGUGGGUCUUUUAACAGCUCAUUUGUUUUGAAUACACAAGUAUCUACCAUCGCUACAACUGUGUAAUCAUCAUCCAUAUUGUGUUGU